Messenger RNA from Gamsiella multidivaricata, 2205 nucleotides. RefSeq names its product translation initiation factor eIF-3b. NCBI's taxonomy places the organism in Eukaryota, Fungi, Mortierellomycota, Mortierellomycetes, Mortierellales, Mortierellaceae. Gene Ontology annotation, biological process: translational initiation. Bases 1 to 2205 code for a protein of 734 amino acids. The transcript is spliced from 3 exons. The record is from RefSeq and is a predicted model, not a curated record. Gene Ontology annotation, molecular function: RNA binding; translation initiation factor activity; translation initiation factor binding. Gene Ontology annotation, cellular component: eukaryotic translation initiation factor 3 complex.
AUGGCACGAUUCGAUCCCAGCAACCUCCCUGAGCAUGAGGAGGACCUCGACUUUUCAGAUAUCGAGGAAAGAUACCAGCUCUCCUUCGAGGAGGGUUUCGAUAAUAUCGUUGUCGUUGACAACAUCCCCAUCGUCGAUGAAAACAAGGAAGAGAAGCUGAUCCAGUUUCUCCGCAAGAUCUUCAAAAACGUGGGCGAGAUCAGGGAUAACCACUUUGUCAUGCCCAAGGCCCACAACGAAAAAGGCAAACUUGUGAGCAAAGGAUUCAUGUUUAUUGAGUUUGAGACCGCUGAACAGGCCUCGCUUGCUGUAAAGUUGAUUGAUGGCUUCAAGAUGGACAAAUCCCACACCCUGGCUGUCAACCGCUUCACAGAUGUCGAGAAGUACUCUUCGGUCGAAGAGGAGUUUCAUGCACCCCCCGAGGAGGAGUUUGUCGAGAAGGAGCAUCUUAAGUCUUGGUUGGCUGAUGAGCUCGGUCGCGACCAGAUGGUCAUCUAUCGCCACAAUGAAGUCCAGGUUCUCUGGAACAUGCAAAAAGAGCAGGCCCAGGUUGCCCACAGCAAGUCUAACUGGACCGAGACCUACAUUCAAUGGUCACCUCUUGGAUCUUAUCUGACUACCUUCCAUGCCCAGGGUGUCGCUCUCUGGGGAGGCGAGUCAUGGAAGAAGAUUAUUCGCUUUGUCCACCCUGGAGUCAAGCUGAUCGACUAUUCGCCUAAUGAGCGAUUCCUCGUCACUUGGAGCAACGAGCCCAUCGUCGUGCCUGAGGAGAACUAUGAUGGACCCUUUGGCCCCGAGGACGAGGGCAAUCAAAUUGUUAUCUGGGAUGUCAAGUCGGGGGCUCUUCUCCGUUCCUUCCCCUCGCUUGGUCCCCAGGGCCCUAGCACUCGUUCAACCGUCUCCUGGCCCGUGUUCAAAUGGUCGCCCAGCGAACGCUACUUUGCCCGUGUCACUCCUGGAUCGCAGAUCUCUGUGUAUGAGGCACCCAGUAUGGGUCUUUUGAACAAGAAGAGUAUCAAGGUUGAUGGUGUCGUCGACUUUGAGUGGGCCCCCUCUUCCACCGCCGAUAAGUCUGGCAAGGUCAAGGAGGACAUGCUUGCCUACUGGACUCCUGAGAUUGACAACCAGCCUGCCCGUGUGACCCUCCUCAAUAUUCCCAGCCAGGAGAUUAUUCGCACCAAGAACUUGUUCAAUGUCAACGACUGCAAGCUGCAUUGGCAAAGCCAGGGCGAUUUCCUCUGCGUCAAGGUCGAUCGCCACACUAAGAACAAGAAGGUCACCUACUCGAACUUAGAGAUCUUCCGUAUCCGUGAAAAGGACAUCCCUGUCGAAGUCGUCGAGGUCAAGGAAUCAAUCUUGGCCUUUGCUUGGGAACCUAAGGGCGAGCGCUUUGCGGUCAUCACCACCAGCGAUCCUAAUUUCACGUCCGCAACCCCCGGUUCGACCACCCUCAAGACUUCUGCUAGCUUCUACUACCUAGACAAGGGCAAGGGCAAGGAUACGCUUCAGUCGUUCAAGGUCAUCAAGACUUUGCCGGGCAAGUCUUGCAACACCAUUUUCUGGUCGCCCAAGGGUCGCAACGUUCUGUUGGCCACGCUUCGUUCCCAGACCGUCUGGGACCUCGAAUUCUAUGAUCUCGAUUUUGAGCCUCUUGAGUCGGCUGCAGCCAAGGUGCCAACGGGUGGAGAAAAGGACCCUGCAGCGUACUUGCAGCUUUUGGCCUCGGGCGAGCACUAUGGUGUGACAGACAUUGAGUGGGAUCCCUCUGGCCGCUUUGUGGCAACCAGCGCCUCGGUCUGGAGACACACGAUGGAGAACGGCUACCAGAUCUGGGACUUUAAGGGCCAGCUCCUGUACAAGGAGACGCUCGAAAAAUUCAAGCAGCUCGUGUGGCGCCCUCGCCCCAAGACUCUGUUGUCGAAGGACCAGAUUAAGAACAUUCGCAAGAACCUACGCGAGUACAGCGUCCGCUUUGACGAGCAGGAUAUGGAGUCAUCUUCGCAGGUUUCGAGUGCCGAGCGCCAGCGUCGUCGUCAGCUGCUCGAGGACUGGACCAACUGGCGCAAGCGCGUUGAGGCUGACUUGGCCACUGACCGUGCUGCGGCUGGACAGCAGAUAUCUGCAAGCGCGGAUGACGAGGAGGCCGAGGAGGUUGACGAGUGGAUCGAGGAGGUCAUUGACGAGAAGGAGGAGAUUGUCGCCUAA